This is a messenger RNA of Esox lucius (northern pike), 2418 nucleotides long. RefSeq names its product damage-specific DNA binding protein 2 (gene ddb2). Gene Ontology annotation, biological process: response to UV; DNA repair. Gene Ontology annotation, molecular function: damaged DNA binding; protein binding. NCBI's taxonomy places the organism in Eukaryota, Metazoa, Chordata, Actinopteri, Esociformes, Esocidae. Bases 485 to 2032 code for a protein of 515 amino acids. Gene Ontology annotation, cellular component: nucleus; Cul4-RING E3 ubiquitin ligase complex. The transcript is spliced from 11 exons. The record is from RefSeq and is a predicted model, not a curated record.
GUUUAACGUGCAAUUCACGCGUGUACUUUUCGUUGAUUUUGAUAUGGGUCCGUUCAAUCAAACACAAAUUAAUGGGAAAUGUCUAACUUCAUAAUUUAAUAAUGUGCCUGUCGUUUCCAUAAAUUUCAAGUUGGGGCAUGUGUAUCUGUUUCUGGGUAUAGUUUAGUGUGUGUUGUGUGUGGAUAUUUAGUACUUAAUAGGGAUGUCACGAGAACCGAUACAGUACUUCGGUACCAAUCAAUCAAAUGUAUUUAUAAAGCCCCUUUUACAUCAAUAGUUGUCACAAAGUGCUUUUACAAAACACCUGGCCUCCAAGUCGAUGCCAACAUUCUGAAAACAUGACGGUACUCGUUGUUUUACCGGGGAUCCAAAACGUGACAGACAGAGGCAAGUGCAGCUGCCCCUCUGCCUCGACUCGUCGAAAAGAAAAACAGCGAACUUUGCGUUCGAGGCGGAUGAUCAGUUUCCCAUCAAGCUGACAGAAAUGGCCCAGCCCAAGAAGAGUCUGUCAGAGGCAUCUAAAUCAAAGGAGACUUUGAGGAAGACAUAUGGAGAAACUUCUGGGGCUAAAGGACGAAAUCCCCCCAAGACGUUACGGCAAAAGUUGGACAGGAAGACCAAGAUGAAAACAGUGAUCAAAUCCACAAGCGUUCUGAAGCAAAGUGGACCUGGAAGCAUCUUGCACUACAUUUACCAUAGCACCCUGGGGCAGAGCCUUCAUUCUCAGAUGAGACGGUGCCUCCAGGAGCCGUUGGUGCGCUCCCUGUCGUCGUAUAAGCUCCACCGUACGCUCAGCCCCUUCGACAGACGGGUCACAUGUCUGGAAUGGCACCCCACACGUCCCAACACCCUGGGGGUGGGAUCCAAAGGGGGUGACAUCAUCCUCUGGGACUUCAGCAUGCUCUCCCAGGCCUCCUUCAUACAAGGGAAAGGAGCAGGGGACUUCAUUGGGGGCAUGAAGUUCAGCCCAACAGACCCGUCCAAAGUCUUCCUGGCAUCUGGUGACGGCACAUUGACCUUGCAGAACUUCGAUGGCCAUCCACCCACGGUUCUGUCCAGGGUCCAGGACUGUGGUCAUGACCACCACAAUGUCUGCCUGUGGUAUUGCUGUGUGGAUGUGUCCCUGAGCAGACAGAUGCUGCUGGCAGGAGACAACAUGGGACGAGUUUCCCUUCUGGGCAUUGAUGGCCAGGAGAUCUUCAAUGAGAAGUUGCACAAGGCCAAAGUGACGCAUGGUGAAUUCAACCCACGCUGUGAUUGGCUUUUGGCGACAGCGUCUGUCGACCACACUGUCAAGCUUUGGGACUUGAGGAAGAUGAAGGACAAGAACAGCUACCUCCACGAGAUGAUGCACGACAAAGCUGUUAACUCAGCCUUUUUCAACCCAGUGGACUGUUCCAAGCUCCUGACCACAGACCAAUAUGACCAGAUCAGGGUGUACUCCUCAUCUGAUUGGUCGACGCCUCAGCAGAUCAUCCAGCACCCACACAGGCAGUUUCAGCACCUCACACCUAUCAAGGCCACCUGGCACCCCAUGUAUGACCUGAUCGUGGUUGGCCGCUACCCUGAUGAGAGGGUGUGUCCUGGUGACCUUCGGACCAUUGAUGUUUACGACGCCAAUACAGGCGAAGUGGCCUGCCAGCUGCUGGACCACAAUGCAACUGGCAUCGUGUCUGUCAACAAGUUCAGUCCGAUGGGUGAUGUGUUGGGGUCUGGAAUGGGAGUGAAUAUUCUAGUGUGGAACAGAGAGGAAACAUUGGGUCAUAAGCAGCUGGCAGGACAGGCCCAACAGGAAGACGUUCAGCCUGGCAGAGGGAGAGGGAGAGGGAGAGCCAGCUCCAGAAGCCAGCACAGAAGAAUGGGUGGGGCCGGCAGAGGGGAGAGGCAGGGGGAGGAUGAGGACAACAUUGGGAAACUGAAGAAGAAGCUGGCUUUCCUGGAAGAGUCGUCCUCCUCAGGGACCCGGGCCAGAGCAGCGCCCUCCAGGGGUGGUAAUGAUGACAGCAAGACACGGAAGGGCAAAAAGAAAUGAUCCGGGUAGAUGUGGGAUGUUGUUUGUGAUGCCAGAAUUGUUACUGCAUGCCCAUGACAGGGUUGUACAGAGGUGCCUUUUGUAAAUGUACGUAUGUACACACUGUAGCAGUUACAGGGAAUCUUGUUGUGGUUCAAAUCAGGUUUUUUAUUGAAGCAUUAUAAUGAAUGUCAGUGGUUAUACUGUACAGGGACACCGCAUAGACACGUUAUAAUGUAUGUCAGUGGUUAUACUGUACAGGGACACCGCAUAGACACGUUAUAAUGUAUGUCAGUGGUUAUACUGUACAGGGACACCGCAUAGACACGUUAUAAUGUAUGUCAGUGGUUAUACUGUACAGGGACACCACAUAGACACAUAUAAUGUAUGUCAGUGGUUAUACUCUA